Lolium perenne is the source of this 1540-nucleotide messenger RNA. Its product is annotated as peroxidase 35. The record is from RefSeq and is a predicted model, not a curated record. Lineage: Eukaryota; Viridiplantae; Streptophyta; Magnoliopsida; Poales; Poaceae. Gene Ontology annotation, molecular function: peroxidase activity; heme binding. Gene Ontology annotation, biological process: hydrogen peroxide catabolic process; response to oxidative stress.
UCACCACUCCGAGAAAUCUUGGCUUCUACAUCACUCGAUAACCCACAAUAACUACGCCAGCCACACACACCACGCAGCCUCGACGACGCUCACUGGCCUCGUCAUCAUCAACUAGCCACCUCCUCCUAGUACCGCCGCGUGCCGCCGUCCCGCCGCGCGCUAGCGUCCAUAAGCCGCUUGCGCCUCGAGGACGCGACCAGAUCGAGUAGAGGCAGGCAGGCCGGCGCGGGUCAGAGCUAGCUAAAGCGGCGGGAUGGGCGCCGGGAUCAGGAUCUUGGCGGCGCUCCUGGCGUUGCUCGCGGCUGCCGGCGGCGGCGGCAUGAUGCGCUGCGCGGCGCAGCAGCUCAGCGCGACCUACUACGACACCAUCUGCCCCGGCGUCGAGAAGAUCGUGCGCGACGCCGUGACGCUCAAGGUCCAGCAGACUCCAGUCGCCGUCGGCGCCACCGUCCGCCUAUUCUUCCACGACUGCUUCGUCCAGGUUCGUCCCCCUGCAUCCUGCAUUUCGCCAAUCCCCUGUUUGUCUGUCCUGCGUUCCCCAGUUGCCCUGCCUCUGCAUUUCAAUCCUCUGCCUACUGCCUGUCUCUGUUUGUGUGGCACCUCACGAGUGACGACGACUGUACCGCAGGGGUGCGACGCGUCGGUCAUCAUCGUUUCGUCAGGGAACAACACGUCGGAGAAGGACAACCCGGCCAACAAGUCCCUGGCCGGCGACGGCUUCGACACCGUCAUCCAGGCCAAGGCGGCGGUCGACGCGGUGCCGCAGUGCGCCAACCAGGUGUCGUGCGCGGACAUCCUCACCAUGGCCACCCGGGAUGUCAUCGCCUUGGCCGGCGGCCCGGAGUACCCGGUGGAGCUGGGGAGGCUGGACGGGCUGAGCUCGACGUCGGCCAGCGUCGACGGGAACCUGCCGCCGCCGUCCUUCAACCUGGACCAGCUCACGGCCAUCUUCGCCGCCAACAACCUCUCGCAGGCCGACAUGGUUGCCCUCUCCGCGGCCCACACGGUGGGUUUCGCGCACUGCGGCACGUUCGCCGAUCGGAUCCAGCCGGCGGCGGCGGACCCGACGAUGGACCCCGGGUACGGGUCGCAGCUGCUGGCGGCGUGCCCGCCGGGCGUGGACGUGAACGUGGCGGUGGACCUGGACCCGGAGACGCCCAAGGUCUUCGACAACCAGUACUUCAUCAACCUGCAGAAGGGGAUGGGCCUCCUCGGCUCCGACCAGGUGCUCUACGCCGACGUCCGCUCGCGCCCGCUCGUCGACAACUGGGCGGCCAACAACACCGACUUCCUCGCCGCCUUCGCCGCCGCCAUGACCAACCUCGGCCGCGUCGGGGUCAAGACGGACCCGGCGCUCGGCAACAUACGCCGGGACUGCGCCGUGCUCAACGGCUGAUUGCAUUUGUUGGGGCGUCGAUCUGUUCAUAGUUAGUUUUGCCGCUCGAUGGGGUGGUGCUGAAAUUAUAUACAAGGAGUAGCUUUCAGAACAGAAGGCUAGUUCUAAUCCAUCGGAAGGCUAAUGGAAUGCUGUUGAGCAUUA